Molecule: messenger RNA, 534 nt
Organism: Ilyonectria robusta
Lineage: Eukaryota; Fungi; Ascomycota; Sordariomycetes; Hypocreales; Nectriaceae
Exons: 1
Source: RefSeq, a predicted model, not a curated record
CUGGCCAACCUCACCGCAGAGUUCGCCUUGGUGAAGGACUGGAGAGCCAACGGCGAGGACAUCACUUCGGCGCCAGACACUCCUUGUUUUGACCGUUGUCAGACCCUGUGCACCCUAGCCGAAUUGGACUUUGGGAACUAUCUCCAAGCUCUGAGGACGAGUACCGACCGAAACGUGUUAUGCCACCACCCUCCUCCCCGCAUCGAAGACCACCUCAACGCAGACAAUACUGUUAAUUGGCGGAGUCUGUACGAAGCGGGCGAAGACUGCAGACGGAGGAUCCAACGGGAUCAUCGCAGUGGUCGGUUGACGAAUGAUAGGUUUCACCUAUUCUCGAACAUGAUCGACUGGUGGUUCGCAAGCUACGUCCGUGGCUGGGACCAACACAACAAAGCCAUACCGACACACUCUUCGAUCUCAGCUACAACCAGUGCUUUAAAAGCAGUCGCGAAUAGGUUGACAGUAGCGGAAACGUCCCCCCCCCCAGAACCGUACGAGCCAGGGAAGUGGGAUAUCAUCCCACACGAUGAGUGA